Molecule: messenger RNA, 3854 nt
Organism: Lates calcarifer (barramundi perch)
Lineage: Eukaryota; Metazoa; Chordata; Actinopteri; Centropomidae
Gene: ube3a
Product: ubiquitin protein ligase E3A
Exons: 11
Coding region: 423-2945 (840 amino acids)
Biological process (GO): regulation of ubiquitin-dependent protein catabolic process; protein polyubiquitination
Cellular component (GO): cytosol
Molecular function (GO): ubiquitin protein ligase activity
Source: RefSeq, a predicted model, not a curated record
CAACCUCGCAUUGCAUGCCGGGAUAUGUAGCGCUGUUGUUUACAAGAUGGUAGAGGAUAAUAUUUUGCCCUGACAUAGAAUUAAAGUCUCAUGACUUCCUGACGUUGUCACAUUACAGCGUAUUUACUUGUGGUGAACAAAGUGAUCCUGAAACGGAGCGACGGAAGCUCGGGUGGACUGAAUGUCGCUGAAACAGCCGCUGUCAGACUGACCGAGAGAUUUUUGCACUGUCACUGACAGAGGCAGAACUAUCCUUCAAAAAAUCACAGGUCGGUACAUGAAGCUGGUCGAGACGUGACACUGCAUGUAACGUUGUUUCACACGGUUCACAUUGUCUGCUUGGUCCGUCGAUAAUAAAUUAGCUGGAGGUGGUAAAGUGGACCGUCCUUUGUGCCUGCAUAAGGAUCCCUGAAUCCAGCCGAAUGAACAGAGCGACUGCAAAGCAUCUAAUUGAGCGCUACUUUCGGCAGUUAACUGAGGGCUGUGGAAAUGGCAACUGCACGAAUGAGUUUUGCGCAUCAUGUUGUGAUUUUCAACCUUUGGAUAACAAUUCAGCUGCUGCCAAAGCACUUGAGCUGUUUAAGAUUAAUGCCAAACUCUGUCCUCACCCCUCCAAGAAAGAAUCUGACACCUCCCACCCAGACUCCAGUGCUGACGAAAACACUCAGCUGGACAGUAAUAUGAGUGAUAAGGACCUUUUUCCCCCCAAGGAGGACUUCUCAGAUGUGCAUUACCUCACAGAAAACACUGUAUGUAUGAUCCUGAGUGUCUGUGAGGAGAAAGGGGACUACUCUGCUCUCAUCCGUGUCAUUGGCAGAGUUUUCUCCAAUGCAGAAGCGUUGAUGAAGAGUUUUAGGAAGAAUGAACCAAACACCACUGAAAACCUGGGCUCUUGUACACCAACAGAUGGGAACGAGCAGGAGAAGCACAGUGAGCAACCCCCGGAAAAGAUGGGUGCCUCCUCUGCAGCUGCUUUACCAAAUGAGUCUCCUAAUGAAAUGUUUAACCCCUGUGAGGUUACUGUGGACAUUGAUGCCGUGAGGAGAGUCUAUGACAGACUUCUAACCAUCGACCAGGUGGAGACAGCUCUUGUGAACGCACUUGUUUACCUCACUCCAAAUAUGGAACUUGACCUGGAAUACCUUGAUGUAUAUGAAACAAACCCAGAUUACCUGAACAUCUUCAUCAUUGUUAUGGAGAACAGUAAUCUUCACAGUCCAGAGUACCUUGAAGUGGCUUUGCCACAGUUCUGCAAGGCAAUGAGCAAACUGCCAGUGACUGCACUUGCAAGACUGUCAAAGCUCUGGUCAACGUACAGUCUCCCACACAUCCGCCGUAUGAUGGAGACCUUCCAACAGCUCAUCACUUUCACAGUUGUCAGCAAUGAAUACGAUGCUGAGAAUCUGGUGAAUGAUGACGAGACUGUGGUGGCUGCAACCCAGUGUUUAAAGAUUGUCUUCUAUGCAAGUAUCCUGGGUGGUGACGUGGAUAUUGAGCACAACGAGGAAGACGAGGAGGAUGAGGAGUCCGAUGAGCUCACCCUGCAUGAACUGCUAGGUGAGGAGCGGCUCUAUAAGAAGAGUCCUCGGAUUGAUCCUUUGGAGAAAGAACUGGGAGUUCGGCCUAUCGAUAGCAGAAGACCCCUCAUCCCCUCUGAGGAUUUUAUUAACGAGUCACUGAAUGACGUAGUGGAGAUGGACAAAGAUUUCACCUUCUUCAAAGUCAAUGCUGAAACUAAGUUUUCUUUUCAGAGCUGCCCCUUCAUCCUCAAUGUCAUCACCAAGAACCAAGGACUGUACUAUGACAACAGAAUCAGGAUGUACAGCGAGCGACGCCUCACCGCCCUCUACAGCAUGGUUCAGGGCCAGCAGCCCAACCCCUAUCUUAAGCUUAAAGUUCGCAGAGAUCACAUCAUCGAUGACGCCCUCGUCAGCCUGGAGAUGAUUUCCAUGGAGAACCCAUCAGACCUGAAGAAGCAGCUGUUUGUUGAGUUUGAGGGGGAGCAAGGUGUAGACGAAGGGGGCGUAUCAAAGGAGUUCUUUCAGUUGGUCUUGGAGGAAAUCUUCAAUCUCGACAUAGGAAUGUUCACCUACGACGAGGAUACAAAACUUUUCUGGUUCAAUUCAUCCUCACUUGAGAAUGAAGCACAGUACACUCUUAUUGGAAUCGUCCUAGGGCUCGCCAUUUACAACAACUGCAUUCUGGAUGUCCAUUUCCCUAUGGUUGUCUACAGGAAACUCAUGGGCAAGAAAGGGACCUACUUGGACCUGUCAGACUCACAUCCAGCUCUCUACCAAAGCCUGAAGGGAUUGCUUGAGUAUACUGGCAAUGUGGAGGAAGACAUGAUGCUCACCUUCCAGAUAUCACACACAGAUCUUUUUGGAAACCCAAUAUUGUAUGACUUGAAGGAACAGGGAGACCAGAUCCCUGUAACCAAGGAGAAUAGACAGGAGUUUGUGGAUCUGUAUGCUGAAUACAUACUGAACAAGAGUGUGGAGAGACAAUUCAGAGCCUUCAAAAAAGGUUUCCUCAUGGUCACAAAUGAGUCCCCACUGAAAUAUUUGUUUAGACCAGAGGAAGUAGAGCUCCUUAUUUGUGGAAGCAGGAAACUUGACUUUGAAGCACUUGAAAAGACCACAGAAUAUGAUGGAGGCUAUAGCAAAGAUAGUCAAAUUAUCAAAGAUUUCUGGGAAACAAUUCACUCAUUUAGAGAGGAGCAGAAGAGGUUGUUUCUUCAGUUUACCACUGGCACAGACAGAGCACCAGUUGGUGGGCUUGGCAAAUUAAAAAUGAUUAUCGCCAAGAACGGCUCAGACACAGACAGGCUACCAACUUCUCACACAUGCUUUAAUGCUCUGCUGCUCCCAGAAUACUCCUCCAAAGAAAAACUGAAAGAAAGACUCCUCAAGGCCAUCACUUAUGCCAAAGGAUUUGGGAUGCUGUGACAGAUCCACAAGGAAAAGUUUUCUGACUGCAUUUUAACAAAAAAGGGAGUAUUACAACAAUACAGAGGGAAAUGCCAUGAAACAAAAUGCUGCAGUAAUCCUGUGCCUAACCAACCUCUACCAAGUCAAGCUCCACUGUCAGCCUUUAACUUGCUCCCUUUGAGAGUCAGUUUCAUAUAUAUUAUGUUUCCCAAGGAGUUUAACACUGCACUUAGUUAUUACUUAGUUCAUUUAUCACAUGUAUUUUGUUUCUGAGCAAACAUAAAGAAGAUUUAAUUUGUGAAAGUGCACUUAUACACAGGAUUUUAAUGAAUGCCGACACACAUACAUUACUGAUUUAGUUUGACUCGUCAUAUUUUUUGCAGCUCUUCUUAAUGUAGCAGUAAUCAGUCCUCAGGUCAUCUUUUUACAACUGAGUGGACUGGGGAUAAUGGUGCUUCUUGGUUAUGAUUGUCAUUGUGGUAUAUUGAGGUGAAGCCUUUUAUAUUACACUUACUGACAAGCUUAUAAUUAAACUAUUUCCUGUCAGUCCGAGAACACACUCACCUCUAACCUAAAGGUUGUUUUAAAGUAUUUCUUUGUUGUGCCUUUUGUGUUAAAUCUAAAAUGAAUACUGUGUGUGGUGAAAAGUGAACUUGACCAGAUGGUUUGAUUUCAGUAGUUUGCAGCGUUUCAGAAUGUGUUCACUGACUGGUCAGUUCAGAUUUUCACAUCCUGAAAAAGUUUUUCUCUUCUCUUGGUUUGUUGUUAAGUAUUACUGACUGCACAAAAGUAUGUGAGGAUAAGAGUCACAUGAAAUGUUUUAUUUGGCCAAAUAUCUCAGGUACAUAAAGAAUGUGCAGAUAAUGUGAAACUCUUAUGUAAAGCAACAAUUAUGCAAAGUGAAUAAAGGUGAAAAAAAUCUAUAAA